AUGUUUGACGGUGUCAUGGGGCGAGUCCCUGCCCUAUACCCCCCUCCUCCCCCGGUACCCCGGGGCUCCUACGGGCUCCGGGGAGCCGUGGGCGAACGCGCUUCUCUUCCCGCUAACCGUGCGGAUGGGGAGGAGCCUCUUCCAGGGCUGCUGGUUCUGAGGUUGUGCAGCAUCGGGGCCAGCUGCUGGGCCAGUAUCACUCUUGGCAUCACCAUGAGCUUUGGCACCACUGCGCCGCUGAAGGUCGUCAGCAACCUCGCCAACACCGAUGUCAACUAUGUCAUCAAAGAGCACUAUAAUUACACAGGAAAGCUAAAUGAGAAUGUGGACAGUGGAAUAAAAGUGACGUCGGUGGUUUUUAUCAUCAUUUGCUGCUUUAUAAUCUUGGAGAACAUUUUUGUCUUGCUCACCAUCUGGAAAACCAAGAAGUUUCACAGACCCAUGUACUAUUUCAUUGGGAAUUUGGCUCUUUCAGACUUGCUGGCUGGCGUGGCCUACACUGCCAACCUCCUGCUAUCUGGACACAAAACGUAUAGCCUCACUCCCUCCCAGUGGUUUGUAAGGGAAGGCAGCAUGUUUGUUGCCUUGUCAGCUUCUGUGUUCAGCUUGUUGGCCAUUGCCAUUGAGAGAUACAUCACUAUGCUGAAGAUGAAACUCCAUAAUGGCAGCAACAGCUUCCGCUCCUUCUUGCUCAUCAGUGCUUGCUGGGUUAUCUCUGUGAUCCUUGGGGGACUGCCGAUCAUGGGAUGGAACUGCAUCAACCUCCUGUCCAACUGCUCCACUGUGCUGCCCCUCUACCACAAGCACUAUAUUCUCUUUUGCACCACUGUUUUCACCGGCCUUUUGUUAUCUAUUGUCGUCCUCUAUUGCAGGAUCUACUCCAUGGUGAGGACUAGGAGCCGCAGGCUGACGUUUCGGAAAAACAUUACCAAAGCUACCAGGAGCUCAGAGAAGUCACUGGCCUUGCUCAAGACAGUGAUCAUAGUCCUGAGUGCCUUCAUCGUCUGCUGGGCUCCCUUGUUCAUCCUGCUUUUACUGGAUGUGGGGUGUAAAGUGAAGUCCUGCCCGAUCCUCUACAAAGCAGAGUAUUUCUUAGUACUGGCUGUGCUCAAUUCAGCCACAAACCCUAUCAUCUACACCUUGACAAACAAAGAGAUGCGGAGGGCUUUCAUCAAGAUUCUGUGCUGCUGCAAAUGUCCCCCGGCAGAUUCUGGGACCAAAUUCAAAAGACCCAUCAUCGGAGGGAUGGAGUUCAGUCGGAGUAAGUCUGACAACUCCUCCCACCCGCAGAAGGAGGAAGGGGACCAUCCUGAAACCAUCAUGUCUUCAGGCAAUGUUACCUCAUCUUCUUAGGAGUAACUAUGGGGGUAUAUUUCAGAGCUGUUCUCUGAGAUGGGGGAGCUGAGAGGCCUCCUGCUCGUGGCGGCAGCGUUGGGCAAAGUGAGCGAGUAGCAUUAGUUCUAGCGAGGCAAACGGUGCACUUGCAAGGCUGGAGGUCAAGAAAUGGGACAGACUGUUCUGGCUUGAAAAUCUCUUUUCCCUGGAGCAUGUUUUGUCUUUGCACUGAGGCAGUUCAGGAUUGUCAGGCGCAUUCGUAGCCUGAAGUCUCCUUAGUAACUCUGAAAGACUGAUGCCUUGGUGAAAUGAUGCCUGGUGUGUGUGGGAGAAAAGGAGAGGGGGAGGAGGGAGAAUGAAUCUUUCUUGGUUUUUUUCCCCCAUGUGAGAAGAAUGUGAAGUUAUUUCUCUUUUACUUGCAGCAAACCACUGACACAAAGGUCUUUCUGUGCUGAAUCUAGUGGUGGCUCUGGCAUAGUCGGUCAAAAGUGUUUGAUUAGCACAUAACAAGAAACAAGAGCACACAAAUAUAACUUAGGCUGUGUACAGCUGUAAUUUGGCAUCACUUUCCAGAGGUUUUAGUUCAUAAGGUGUUAUUUGCAGAGUCCAAAGCUGUUGAGGUUUUUUUUAGCCAGAUCAUAGCUGUGAAUUUUUGCUGUCAGCCCAUAUUACACUUGCAGACCAGGAGCCAACAGUUACUUUCACCUGUACAAUUCCACUGACUGCAUCGGAUUCUAUGGAGUAGCUCAGAGCAGCAUUUGGCCCCGUAUGUUGACUGCCUUGUUAUUCUGUAGCAUUAAAUAAACUGCAUUAUCCUGACAAAUGCAAGGUAGAACUAAAGGUCAUUUCUCUUUAAUAUGGCUGAAAGUGAAUCUAAUAGUAGAAGAUACAAUUGACGACAGCAGGAUUUUUGCCUGAGAAAGAAGAGUUAAAAGCUGAAGGGGUGUUUCAGUGUCAGGUUCAUAUUCUUUCCAAAGGAAAAGAUCUGGAAAGAGUAUCUUGGCUUUCAGAAGAACAAAUUAAAGUUGAAGUGAAAUGACUAUAGAUAAAUGCACUUCCAUAACAAAAUGCAAUACAUUUUGGCACAUUUAAUUAAUGUUUAUCAUUUCAGUAAAGGUGUAUUUUGUCAGUUCAUGGAAGAAGUACCUGUCAUUAAAUUGAAUGUAUACGUUUUACAGCAUCCUUUUUAUUUCUGUUUUUCUAACCUGUGCUAAUGGGGUUGAAUGUGUACAAUGUAAAUAGGUUAAUAAGAUUCAGGAGUCUUCAUGUGCCUAGAGUAUUACUAUAACAAAAGUGAUAUGUCUGGGAUAGCUGAGAGCAAGCGACUGAUUUACAGUUACUGGCAGUUCCUAGAAGUGGUAUUUUGUAAAGAAAAUGUAUUGCCUUUGUAGUAAAAUUUCCAGUGCAAUUAAACUGUUGGGUUUUUAUUUUUCUGGUUAAAAAAAAAAUAGUAUUUAAAAUGUUUCUGACUUUUAUUGUUCAAUUUGCACAUAGCUUUAUUGACUUCUAAACAUUAAUAAACUGAUUUUUGUAAAGA
Pezoporus flaviventris is the source of this 2872-nucleotide messenger RNA. It is a transcript of the gene S1PR1, whose product is annotated as sphingosine-1-phosphate receptor 1. NCBI's taxonomy places the organism in Eukaryota, Metazoa, Chordata, Aves, Psittaciformes, Psittacidae. Gene Ontology annotation, molecular function: sphingosine-1-phosphate receptor activity. Gene Ontology annotation, cellular component: membrane. Gene Ontology annotation, biological process: sphingosine-1-phosphate receptor signaling pathway; angiogenesis. The record is from RefSeq and is a predicted model, not a curated record.